Talaromyces stipitatus ATCC 10500 is the source of this 2805-nucleotide messenger RNA. Its product is annotated as actin cytoskeleton organization protein (Cro1), putative. Lineage: Eukaryota; Fungi; Ascomycota; Eurotiomycetes; Eurotiales; Trichocomaceae. The record is from RefSeq and is a predicted model, not a curated record. Bases 1 to 2514 code for a protein of 837 amino acids. The transcript has 2 exons.
AUGGUGGACUCAAAGAUCGAAGAUCGCGCCGUAAAAUUAUCCCGUGAAGCUGUCGAGUUGAUCGAUGCUGGGCACAAAGAGGCCGCAUCGAGAAACCUACGUGAAGCCCUUUCCCUCGCGCCAGAAAACCAUGAAGUAAAAGCAGCUUUCCUCAAAAUACGCGGCGAGGAGGAGAGUGGUCACCCUCUCUUGGUUCUAUGUCGACAAUACGUGACUGGAAAAAAUGAAGAUGCUGGGAAAGACGCUGCGAGGUAUUUACAUGCAGACGGGGCAAAUCCUCCCGGAGACAUCUCCUUGGAAUGCCUCAAUCUUAUCCUAGCCAAGGAUGCAGGAUCACUUUCUGCCACUCAAGAUGAAAUCAUCUCCGGCUUAGUUCGACAAACUGUCAGCGUUCGGCGACUUUUCUCCUCGCGACUCCAGGUCUCGGUGACGACUUUCUUCGAUGAAAUCUACGAUAGGGGCGACAAUGCUGUGGUGUGUCUGGAUACAGUGGUGCUCGACCCAACUCUAUGGCCCUCAGAAGACAUUCGCUUGCACUGCGAGAGUGAGCUGUUCCAACUUUUCAUUGCGAAAUUGAUGGAAUCUGGCCAUGAUCAGGAUGCACGGUCUUUGAAAGGAAUCACCAGGCUGUUGGCUGUCGACGCCGAGAAGUUGCAACAUCUUAUAGAUGAUGAAGGUUUCGAUGUCAUCUUGUCAUCACUGGAUUACAGGCUGCCCCUCGAAGUUAGAGGUCAAGCUACCGUGGCAACCGCAAAAUACCUGGAAGCUUCCAAAGAAGUCGGCCAGAAGCGCUUCUCUGACCUGAUAACAGCAAAAGUGGCGAAAGCUCGAAACGACGAUUUGAUUGUCGCAUUUUCUGCCGCUGCUGCUGUGUUCCCCGUUGUUCCAGCGCUCACGUCGUCGCUUUUCCUGACCGAGGGUUUCCUACCGUCCAUUGUACCCCUUCUUCACCGAGAAGCCAAGUCACCAAAGGUUGAAUUGGCCCUUCUGGAGCUGUUCAACGCUGCUUGUAUGGAUAGACUAUGCCGUGAAGCAAUUAGCAAGAACUGUGGUGAAUGGCUUUCUCAUAUUCUCUCCAACGGGAGCGAUGCAAGCUCGGAAUUGGCUGCUGUAGUCCUAGCGAAAGUGAGAACAUCCGAAAAGGGAAGCCCAGAAUCGAACGAUAAAACUCAAGGGGACAACAAUCAUAGUAUUCAGGAUUUAGUCAAUCGCUUCAAGGGACAAAUGUCGGACCACAAAGUCACCAAUGUUCACAAUCCUAUCGAGGGUUUGGCAUUCGCGUCGGUGAAACCCGAUGUCAAAGAGCAGCUGGCAUAUGAUCCUGUCUUUCUGAAAGGUCUCUUUGACGUACUACACGCAAACUUGGAGGACACAACUCUGUUGUAUGGAGGCCUCAUGAUCAUUGCCAACAUCACGCGGUAUUUACCCAGUUUGUCCGAGGAGCAAAAGAAGAUCUCAGAGUUGAAAGCGUACGCAGAGGCUUCCAAGACUUCCUCGACACCUAAUGAGCUCGAAGAUGAUCUUCACGUGACGAAACGCUGCACUGCGCUCAUUGACGCUAACAUUAUGCCUCUCCUUGCGGACUGCGGGAAGUCGAAUUUGAAAUCUAUCCAUGAUCUCACUAGCAAGAUACUCGUAUCUUUGUCAAAGAAUUCCAAAACACGAGGCAAGCUAGCUCAACAAGGUGCGGUCAAGCUGCUGCUUUACAUUUUGGGCCCAAAAACGGGUAGUCCUGUUCCCACAUUCAAUGAAACCACACACAACGCAUCACUUGCGCUAGCUCGCAUUUUGAUAUCAGUUAAUCCGUCUCACGUCUUCCCCUAUUCAGGCUUUCCGCAAGUCACAUCUGCCAUCCGACCAUUGGUCGCUCUUCUCAAGCCACCAGAAGCUUCAUUUUCCGUAGACCAACCACGGAAUCUUCUUCCAGUAUUCGAGUCUCUAUUGGCUCUCACAAAUCUGGCUUCAUCUCCGGACAGCACAGCGUCCGAGACUAUUGUGCGGCAAGCAUGGGACACAGUGGAAGACUUGCUACUGUCAAACAACACCUUCAUCCAGCGAGCGGCGUGUGAGCUCAUCUGUAAUCUGAUGACCUGCGAACCCGGUAUUGUCAAGUUCGCAGACGGCUCGAAACGUGCGGGACAGCGUCUCCAUGUGCUGCUUGCUUUAACAGACGUUGACGAUGUCGCGACUCGGCGGGCAGCUGGGGGUGCUCUGGCAAUGCUGACAGAAUAUGACGCUGCAAUCUCUGCCGUGUUGGAGCGGCCACGUGGUGUGAACCUCUUGCUAGGUCUCUGUCAGGAAAACAAUGAUGAUCUUGUCCAUCGAGGCAUAGUCUCGGUUCGCAAUCUUACCUGUAUUCCAUCCGGUGACAUUGGGAAGCGUGCUCUGGAUGCUGUCAAGCAAGGGAAUGGCGUCGAUAUCCUCAAGAGCUGUCUACAGCGUUCAUCCAACCCAGCAAUCUUGCAGGCUGGUGUCGAAGCGUUGAAACCGUUGGUGGAGCAGAGUCAAGCCUAGACGGCGGUUUCUUUCGUUACACAUUACUUUCUUGCUGUGGUAUUGAUUUUUCUUCUUUCCGGUCUUCGAGUUCCUUUUUAUUCCUGUUCUCUAGAACCUUACGACGGGGCGUUAUGGUUUGUGUUCGAUUAACGGCAUGGGUGUUUUCUUUACAUGAUGGAGCUGUGAGAUGAUUGUGCAUUUGUACUCCUAGAUAUGUUUCGACGGCUCUUUUACUACGGACAGUCAGCUUAUAAAUGAGCACCGACGGCAGUUUCAUAGAACGAUAAAUGAAUUAAUGAUUGACAUACA